AUGAGUAGUCGCGCUUGUAUCAGCUGCAGCCGCAGUCUGCCCAGGUCGUCCUACACCGCCAACCAGUAUUCAAGGGGUGAGGGCGAUUCGUGUUGUGCUGCUUGUGUCCACAGCCACCGAAACGAUACACCGACCGCCAUCCAAAGUGACAGCGGCCGUUACAACAGGGCUAACGAGGCGAAGUUCACCCAAAAUUCCAUGGCUAACCCCUUUGUGCAAGGCGCCUUCCGCUGGGUCGCCAAAGGAGCAUAUGUGGACGGUGGGCGCCAAGGUCAGGCUUGUGUUUGCAAGUGGUUCAAGGCCGGCGGAACUAUGGACAGCGAUUAUUUCACUCUCGACAUCAAGUCCGUGGACAAGGCGCUGGAGAUCAUCAAUCACUUCAAUCAGCUGAACAUACUGAACAAGACUGUGAAGGUAAACGUACCGGAGGUUUGGGUCUGGGGGGGGAAUAACAGCCGUGCGGGCCAGAAAAGCCUCGUUGAACCAUUCAUUCAGAAUUACAAGAAGUUCAAUAGCAACUCAGGUUGGACUGAUGAGUCCAAACCAUGGGCGUUGGCAAUGCAGGCGUUGAGCCAUUUCAGCUACCACAUUUCAGGGGGAAACUUUGUUCUCUGUGAUCUCCAAGGAGGCAUCUACCAAAACGAAGUUGUCUUGACCGAUCCCGUCAUUCUAUCCCCAACUCAACAGUACGGUGUCACAGAUCUCGGCCCCAAUGGCAUCAGUUCCUUUUUCAGCCAGCACGUUUGCAAUGAGCACUCCGUGAACAAAGCCCUCGAGAUCUGGCGAGGCCAGACAGUCCUUGUCGAGCCAUUCAUUGAGAAUCACCAAAUGUUCAACAGCAAUCUUGGGUGGGUAACCGAUGAUCGUAGGCCUUGGCCUCUCGCCAUGCAAGCUCUGAGCCACUUUCGCUAUCAUAUCACCGGCGGGCAGUACGUGCUUUGCGACCUUCAGGGCGGUGUUUAUUCGCACGAGGUUAUCCUGACGGAUCCGGCUAUUCCCUCGCACAAGAAGGAGUUUGGCAUGACUGAUUUGGGGUCUGAUGGGAUAAGCAACUUUUUCAGGAAGCACGUCUGCAACGGGUUUUGUCGGCGUGAUUGGCCCGGCCAGCGGAACCAAUGCGGUACUUUGAUCCAGUUCCCGGAUCGACGAAGAUGA
Podospora anserina S mat+ is the source of this 1155-nucleotide messenger RNA. RefSeq lists its product as uncharacterized. The record is from RefSeq and is a predicted model, not a curated record. Gene Ontology annotation, molecular function: protein serine/threonine kinase activity; ATP binding. Gene Ontology annotation, biological process: protein phosphorylation. NCBI's taxonomy places the organism in Eukaryota, Fungi, Ascomycota, Sordariomycetes, Sordariales, Podosporaceae. The transcript is spliced from 3 exons. The coding region runs from base 1 to 1155 and encodes 384 amino acids.